Drosophila obscura is the source of this 1259-nucleotide messenger RNA. Its product is annotated as methionine aminopeptidase 1D, mitochondrial. Bases 250 to 1194 code for a protein of 314 amino acids. Gene Ontology annotation, biological process: proteolysis. The transcript has 3 exons. Gene Ontology annotation, molecular function: metalloaminopeptidase activity. The record is from RefSeq and is a predicted model, not a curated record. Lineage: Eukaryota; Metazoa; Arthropoda; Insecta; Diptera; Drosophilidae.
CGUUUGAAAUGUAACAAAAUUAUUAUUGUUAUUAGGGUGUUAUCGCGAACUUUUAAAUUGCGCGUAACUUAGAACUAAGCUAUAGCAGCAGUGGACUUCAUCUUAGGUAGAAAUAUAUGUAACUUGGUGAAGUAGUAGGUAGGAUAACAGUAGUCUGUCACUGUUGCGACCAAUGAUCUGAAAAUACUCGUGACUUGUUUACACAGCAUUUAAUUAGUUUUAUAAUAGCAUAGCCAAAUUAGACUUAAAAUGCGCAUACUUUUAAAAGUGUUAUUAUCACAACAGUCUUUAAAAAGGAACUUUAUUACCAACAAUUGGAAGGGCGAUGCAGGAAAGUAUGAAAGGAUAUAUGCGCCGGGACAGGUUUCCAAGGAGAGGAUUGUUCCUCAACGGAUACUAAAGCCACAGUACUACUACAACAACAUGCCACCCGGCAACACAAUAGGGACCCCAGAAAUUAAAAAUAUCGAUCAAAUACAAGGAAUGCGUCUCAGCGGACAACUGGCGGCUAACAUAUUACAGGAAUGCGGCGCUUUAACAAUUAUUGGGAAGUCAACAGAUGAAAUAGACGCACAUGCACAUGAACUUAUUCUUGAAGCAAAUGCAUACCCAUCGCCCCUUAGGUAUGCAGGGUUUCCAAAGUCCAUCUGCACGUCGAUCAAUAAUGUGGCAUGCCAUGGAAUCCCAGAUGACCGACAGUUAAUUGAUGGCGAUAUAAUAAAUAUUGAUGUUACCGUUUACCUCAAUGGUUACCAUGGGGACUGUUCAGAAACCUUCCUAGUUGGCAAUGUAGAUGAACAUGGCCGCUACCUUGUUGAGGCCACAAGGACCUGCUUAGAUAUGGGCAUUUCCCUUUGUGGUCCAGACGUCGCUUUUAAUAAAAUCGGGAAGUUUAUACAACAAUAUUGUAAAGAAAAAAAACUUGAAUCAAUAGUUGCUUUUAUUGGACAUGGGAUUGGUAGUUAUUUCCACGGACCUCCAGAAAUUUAUCAUUACCAUAAUAACAUUGGAGGUAAAAUGCGCCCUGGUAUGACGUUUACCAUUGAACCAAUUCUAACUCUUGGUGAAUCGGACAUAGCUUUGUUGGAAGAUGGAUGGACUGCAAUCAGCCUGGAUGGUGCACGAAGCGCACAAUUUGAACACACCAUACUUAUUACAGAGGCAGGAGCAGAAAUACUUACAAAGGUCCAUUAAUAAGUUGAUGUAUCUAAAUUUAUUUUUCAAUAUUUGAAUAUAUUUGCCUAUUUUGUUCAUUAAAA